Molecule: messenger RNA, 486 nt
Organism: Rubroshorea leprosula
Lineage: Eukaryota; Viridiplantae; Streptophyta; Magnoliopsida; Malvales; Dipterocarpaceae
Source: the annotation of a GenBank genome assembly
GAAUCUAUCCCCUGCAAUUUCAAAGCCACAUAUCAAACACAAUUUGGGUUUCGUAAUCAACCCAGAACUUCUCUGAUUCAAAAACGAAUAUAGAACUUUGGUUUCAUUCGGCUCCAUUAUGCAAUAUGGGUACAUUCAAAAUGAAAAAAAAAAAACAGAGGGACGGAACCCAGAUCUGGGUUCCACGAGGAACCCAGAUCUGGGUCGUGGAACCCAGGAACCCAAAUCUGGGUUCCAUGCGGGGAACCCAGAAGCUGGGUUCCGCGAUGAUGAAGGGGAGGGGAAGAAGAUGGUGAUUGGGUUCCGCGAUGAUGAAGGGGAGGGGAAGAAGAUGGUGAUUGGGUUCCGCGAUGAUGAAGGGGAGGGGAAGAAGAUGGUGAUUUCAUGAUGCCAUGAUGCUGAAGAUGAAGAUAAGGCCGAGGAUAAGGAUGAGGAGAACGAAGAUCAAAGAAGAAGAACAGGGAGAAAUUAAGGGUGAAAUUAAAG